AUGGACGACAGUCCAACGAUUCCUGUCACUACUCCUGUCACUACUCCUGUCAUUCCUGUCACUCCUGCCGCUCCUGCCGCUCCUGUCACUCCUGCCGCUCCUGUCACUCCUGCCACUCCUGCCACUCCUGCCACUCCUACGACUGCUACACCUCCUUCAACUCCUGCCGCUCCUGCCGCUCCUGUCACUCCUGCCGCUCCUUCAACUCCUGCCGCUCCUGCCGCUCCUGUCACUCCUGCCGCUCCUGCCACUCCUGCUGCUCCUGCCACUCCUGCUGCUCCUGCCACUCCUGCUGCUCCUGCCACUCCUGCUGCUCCUGCCACUCCUAAUGAUCACGUAAUCCGUCGUUUCUCCCUUCGCCAUCGAGGAUGA
This is a messenger RNA of Penicillium canescens, 372 nucleotides long. RefSeq lists its product as uncharacterized. The transcript is spliced from 2 exons. Lineage: Eukaryota; Fungi; Ascomycota; Eurotiomycetes; Eurotiales; Aspergillaceae. The coding region runs from base 1 to 372 and encodes 123 amino acids. The record is from RefSeq and is a predicted model, not a curated record.